AUGGCAGAUGCUCAUGAAUCAGAUAAGAACAUUGAGAUAUGGAAGAUCAAGAAAUUGAUCAAGGCAUUGGAAUCUGCAAGAGGCAAUGGCACCAGUAUGAUAUCUCUUAUAAUGCCUCCACGUGAUCAAAUUUCUCGGGUCACUAAGAUGUUGGGUGAUGAAUUUGGAACUGCUUCAAACAUCAAAAGCAGGGUCAACCGUCAGUCCGUGUUGGGUGCUAUUACUUCUGCUCAACAGAGGCUGAAGCUGUAUAAUAAGGUUCCUCCCAAUGGGCUGGUUCUUUAUACAGGAACAAUUGUUACCGAAGAUGGCAAGGAAAAGAAGGUGACAAUUGACUUUGAACCGUUCAGGCCUAUAAAUGCCUCUCUGUAUCUAUGUGAUAACAAGUUUCACACAGAAGCUCUAAAUGAACUUUUAGAAUCUGAUGAUAAGUUUGGUUUUAUUGUCAUGGAUGGAAAUGGUACUCUCUUUGGGACAUUAACUGGAAACACACGAGAGGUGCUACACAAGUUCACUGUUGACUUACCAAAGAAGCAUGGAAGAGGAGGGCAGUCAGCUUUGCGUUUUGCCCGUCUUCGGAUGGAAAAGCGGCAUAACUAUGUGAGAAAGACUGCAGAACUUGCCACACAGUUCUUCAUCAACCCUGUCACCAGUCAGCCUAAUGUUUCUGGACUCAUACUUGCUGGUUCAGCUGACUUCAAGACUGAGCUGAGCCAAUCGGAUAUGUUUGAUCCUCGCUUACAAGCAAAGAUAUUGAAUGUCGUUGAUGUCUCCUAUGGGGGAGAAAAUGGGUUCAAUCAAGCUAUCGAGCUGUCUGCAGAGAUUCUAUCUAAUGUAAAGUUCAUACAGGAGAAGCGCUUGAUUGGCAAGUAUUUUGAAGAAAUCAGCCAGGAUACGGGAAAGUAUGUCUUUGGUGUAGAUGACACAUUGAAGGCUUUGGAAAUGGGUGCUGUUGAAAUCCUAAUUGUGUGGGAAAAUCUGGAUAUUACUAGGUAUGUGCUGAAAAACAUUGCAACUGGUGAGAUUAUCAUAAAGCAUUUGAACAAAGAGCAAGAAGCCAACCAGAGCAAUUUUCGGGAUCCAGAUACCUCUGCGGAGUUGGAAGUUCAGGAUAAGAUGCCGUUGCUUGAGUGGUUUGCGAAUGAGUACAAGCGCUUUGGUUGCACACUUGAAUUUGUAACCAACAAAUCCCAAGAGGGGUCCCAGUUUUGCAGAGGAUUCGGUGGGAUUGGAGGCAUCCUUCGCUACCAGCUUGACAUAAGAUCAUUUGAUGAGCUAUCUGAUGAUGGCGAAGUAUAUGAGGAUUCUGAUUAA
This is a messenger RNA of Prunus armeniaca (apricot), 1314 nucleotides long. NCBI's taxonomy places the organism in Eukaryota, Viridiplantae, Streptophyta, Magnoliopsida, Rosales, Rosaceae. The record is from the annotation of a GenBank genome assembly.